Messenger RNA from Strongylus vulgaris, 705 nucleotides. NCBI's taxonomy places the organism in Eukaryota, Metazoa, Nematoda, Chromadorea, Rhabditida, Strongylidae. The record is from the annotation of a GenBank genome assembly.
GAAAUCAAAAUCGGCUGUUUCGGUAUCGAUGGAGCAGGAAAGACUACUCUACUGAAAAUGAUCAAAGGAGAAGAUCCACGCAAUGUUCUCCCUACAAACGGUUUUUCUAUGGUCGAUAUGGAAUUCGACGACAACUUCACUAUCAAAGUGUACGAUCUCGGUGGACACGAACGAAUACGCGACAUUUGGACGAAUUAUUAUGCAGAAGUACAUGGAAUUAUGUUCGUCGUCGACAUAUCAGACGAAGAUCGUCUAGACGAAAAUUAUGAAAUGCUACGCAAGGUUCAGCUACAUAAGGAUACAGCCAAAAAACCAUUGUUAGUGGUGCUAAACAAGAAAAAGCCAACUGAACUUGAUGAUUUCGACUUCUCAAUGAAUGCAGACUUAAACGCCAUCGGUACCCAACAGAGCCAAAUGAUAUUCGUCACCCAUGUAAAUGUAUACAGAGGAGAGCUCAACCACAUCAAACGUCCACCGCCUCUAGUAUCAAAGCGUCCCAAUCGUUCCGAUAACCCAUUAUUAACGCAGUUUUGCACAUUCGUCGACAAGAUCAUUGAACACUAUGUCUUUCUGUCCGAAGGGGUUCAGGCAGCUGAACGAGCCCUAAAGAUUCGUCAGCAGGCAGAACGUGAUGAGCGACGUCUACGAUUAAUGCAGCAAGAGCACGAAAAGAGAAAUAGUGAGAUUGCUGAACUUCAAAGGUAA